AUGGCCAUCGAACGAGUUUCGUUGCCAGAUAUGGACCGAAGAUAUUUAGUCGAAAUGCUUGUCACACAUGAGGCCAUGACAGAGGAAGAAUCGACGCAAGUAAUAUAUGAAUUGGAGAAUUAUUACACGGGCUUACGUGAAGGGAUCCUCGACUGUGGGCCACCCGCACAAAUUGAUACGGCUUUUCAUUGGCAUAUUCUCAAUACGCGUGCUUACGCAGCUUUUUGCAAAAAUACUUUCAACAAAUUCAUUCACCAUACUCCACACUGGAUCGAUAGUCCUCCAACAAACGCUGAACAAGUGCGCUGUAACAAUCAAGUUUUAUUGUUAAAAGAUCAUGGAGUAGACGUGCGUCGAAAAGAUCUAUGGAAAACAUCCCAGAGAUGUGGUGGCCAUAGAAAAACACAUCCGAAUCUUCACCUUAGACCUCCAGGUACAAUGUGUUAUGUGGCAAAUCCACGAAAACGUUCAAUAUUUGAUUUUGAUGACGAUAAUCUUUAA
Adineta ricciae is the source of this 501-nucleotide messenger RNA. Lineage: Eukaryota; Metazoa; Rotifera; Eurotatoria; Adinetida; Adinetidae. The record is from the annotation of a GenBank genome assembly.